AAUUUUUAGUAAGUAUUUCACAUUUUCAGUAAAACAUAGUUUUAUUUUAUUACGAAAUGCAAUAAGCAAUAGAAAACUUGUGAAGUAGCAAAGUAAAAUAAAUUACCUCGUAUACCUAAAAAUAUGUUUCCAUAUUGUUUAUUCACAUUACGUAAUGUUUUCAGCAAGUACACUAUUUUAUACUGAAGCAAAUUUUCUACAUUCAAAUGAAGCUAUAAACAAAAAUACAAAUAAUAGAAACGAAUUAAUUAAUAUAAUACAAUCUUUAAACAGUUUAAAUGAUAACUUGGAAAGUAAUAAUGAAGAAUACAAGAAAAUGCUUCGAAAUGCUAAAGAACUUACCGAUAUGGAGAAAGAACAAAAACUUCAAGAAAUACUGUGGUUAAUAAAAACAAACUACGACGCUCAAAAACUAUAUGAUUUGAUACAGAACCCGGUUCACUCUGGAACUAGGUUGUAUUUUAUAAAGAACCCUAAAGCUAUUGAUGAAUAUAAAAAAUAUUUGGAACGUAAAAAAAUACGAAAUCCGAGAAAACCGAACAUCAAAAAUAAGUUGCAAGAUUUAAGAAGAAAGGUUAUGUUCAGAAUAGGUGGAGAAUCUUAUGAAGAGCAUAUAACUGAAAGGAAACUGCCUGUAGACUCUAUGGAAAUCCAUGAUAAGAAACUACAUGCAAGUGGAAUAUCCAAUAGCGAUUUAAGACGAGAAAAAAGUGAUUUGGGCAUUAGAGAUGAACGGGAAAUUGAAAAAACCCGAAAUUGGUACAAAAAAGUUGAUCAAUAUGAUAAAAUUCAUAAAAUUACAUCUGAAAAGAAGUUAGCAAUUUCCAAAUACAAAAAUUAUGAUAACAAUUUUGAUAAUAACAAUGGUAAAUUUGAAAUUAAUAGGUUGAAUUCGAAGGAAAAGGAGAAUAGGUGGAAAAAAACUUAUGAUUUUGUUAAAACCACUAAAUUCACAACAGAGUUUAAAAGAAAAAAUUUGAAUGAUGGACCUUUUAAACCCAAAAUUAGAUUUAAAAAUCCUAAAGGUGAUAGAAAUAGAAACGAUUAUUCUGUGUAUGCGCGUACGCCGAUACCGUAUGUCAAAAGAGGUGUUUACGAAGAUGAAUAUAAAUAAUAAUAAAAUGA
Messenger RNA from Maniola jurtina (meadow brown), 1125 nucleotides. RefSeq lists its product as uncharacterized. Lineage: Eukaryota; Metazoa; Arthropoda; Insecta; Lepidoptera; Nymphalidae. The coding region runs from base 155 to 1114 and encodes 319 amino acids. The record is from RefSeq and is a predicted model, not a curated record. The transcript is spliced from 5 exons.